Molecule: messenger RNA, 2472 nt
Organism: Cyclopterus lumpus (lumpfish)
Lineage: Eukaryota; Metazoa; Chordata; Actinopteri; Perciformes; Cyclopteridae
Gene: abhd15a
Product: abhydrolase domain containing 15a
Exons: 3
Coding region: 362-1909 (515 amino acids)
Molecular function (GO): short-chain carboxylesterase activity; monoacylglycerol lipase activity
Source: RefSeq, a predicted model, not a curated record
ACAGACGUUUUCUUGCGCUCCCAUGCAGCUGCUGGUUGAGCGCAGUCCUGCACAUGGUCGGCCAGCCAACCAGUUGAAGUUGGAUGCAUGAAACACGGACGGAACCUCCUCGUUGAUUCAAAAGUGCUUUACCGAAAAGGAGACAAGAAGACGUGUCCGCAAAGACUCCUGACUGGUGCGCGCCUUGGCACCGAGUGAAGCCCACCGAAGGGGAGCAGGAGCUGAGCAUCAACAUAUCGGCGCACUGUCAGAGCUAGUAUGUUCACGUUGACUGUUUUCUAUCACCUACAUUAGUAGUUAAACCAUUUAAAAGAUCCGGAAUACGGUGCGGAGCGUGUCAUUUCGCGCAACAACCUCGCCAAUGCUGGAAUGGCUGAUGGCUCUCUGCAUUGUGAUCCUGGUGGUCUUAAUCUGGCCAGGCUCCAAAUAUGUUGGCACCGAGAACCAGUCCGAUGCCUUGCUCCAGGGGCUGGGGAUUUCGCAACAGGCAACCAAGGACACGAGCGCGAGGUGCGUCUCGGAGCAAGCGGGGAGCGACGUUUCCCAGGCGGCCCUCGGUGAGAAAGCGCGUGCCGUGGCACUAAUAUGCAAACCGUCCGCACUGGCCAACUAUCUCCUGAAACACUGCAGGACUUUCAGCAAUUACUCGCCGUGUGUCGGCUGGACGUGGCGGGCCAGCGCUUUCCUCCAGAGUGCGUACGAGGCGUGCUGGCCGUACGACAGCCCGGUCCAGUUUGUGCGGGACAACCUGCAGCUCAGCGAUGGCGGACUGGUGGCACUGGACUGGGCAGUGCCGUCCUACCAGAAACGACGCAGGACUUCCAGUCACUCCGCCAGUCCCGUUCUGCUCAUCAUUCCAAACUCGUUUGGGAAGUUCACUAGAAAUGUGUUAAAGUUGUGUGAAACGGCCCUGUCCCAUGGCUACCUUCCGGCAGUUUUCAACCGCCGCAGCCACAACAGCACCCCGCUCACCACACUCAAGCUGCAGCAGUUUGGGGACCCCGCAGAUCUGCGCGAAGCUGUGCGCUAUAUUCGCCAUAGACAGCCUGCAGGAAGACUGUAUGCAGUCAGCGAGAGCACAGGCUCGGGCCUUCUCCUUUCUUACCUUGGGGAGUGUGGAUCAUCCAGCUACAUGACGGCGGCCGUCUGCCUGUCACCUGUGUUCCGCUGCCAGAGCUGGUUUGAAAGCGGGCUGUGCUGGCCUCUGCAGUGGGUGUUGGCGCUCUACCAGAAGAUCUGUCUCAGCAGGUACAAGACGGUGCUGGGUGAGAGCAUACAGACAGACACCCUGUUUUCUAGCUGUUCCUUACGUGGCCUGGAGGAGGCAUUGUUCUGUCAGACUGGAGAGGCGGGCUCUGCACCAACGGCACCAACAGGGACCAGCAGCCUCUGCAAUACUUCAGGUACCUGGGAUGGUUACUGGGAACGCAAUGAACCCUUGAGAGACGUGGACGAAGUGGCUAUUCCUGUUCUGAGCGUGUGCGCUCAGGAUGACCCGGUCCGCGGUGACGCCCAAUCCUCCGUACCCUUUGAACUCUUUGAGACAAACCCACAUUUCUUCCUCCUCCUAACUGACCGUGGAAGUCACUGUGGUUUCUCCACCCAGCCCGAGGGGAGCGCCGCCGCUGCAUUUGGUGCAGCCAGUCACGCGGCCGCACCGAACAGUGGGACGGAGAGCCGUUGGACCAACUGGAGCCACAGAGCUCUGCUGGAAUUCUUCAGGGCGACCACAGACUUCUUCGCUGGAGAAGAGAGAGCAAAGCAGCUUGCUUCUCGGAGGAGAGGGCUGGGGGGAGCAGCGGGAGGGAGGGUGUUCCGCCACCGCAGUGUCAGUACAUGUAAACGAGUGCCAGCGUGUUCCCAUAAUAUCCAUGCCAUUUACAACUGGCAGAGGUCCUAUACACGAUGAGGCAGCUUCAUGGAAGUUAAUGGACUACACUGAUGCCUUCUGAUAUUGUUUUCGAUUUGGAAGGUUAAGGACUGGGUUGCUCUCUGCCUGUGUGACACUCAGCAACUACACGUUAACAACAUCUGCACUUGUCUAGUUGUGGACAUCUUAAGGACUGAGGUCAUGGAGUGUGUGUCAUUCUCACAUACUUGAUAUUUGCUAUAAAACAAGGUGGCAGUUGUCACUAAACUCUUGAGACGUGCGGCGAUAUAUUUUUCUACAGACUGAUACAAAUCUCUUCACUGCCAGCUGGUUAAUCUGUAAGAUUCUGUCACGACACACAUUUAUUGAUUCAUCAAUUCAUCUGCCUCACACAGUUUACACAGGCACUUACAGUAUCUUGCUGUUAUUGUUUUGUAUCACUGAGGAGGAUAUUGAUAGGAGAGCAAAAGUGUUGAAAGUCUUUUGCAGAGAGUAAAAAUGUGAAGAAAGAAAUCCUGUAAAAGUUUGAAAUACAUUUGAGCUCCAUGUCAGAAUGAACUAAUUAAGUGGAAUGGUACACAUUAAAGAGAGUUUACCGUGUA